Molecule: messenger RNA, 2094 nt
Organism: Diaporthe citri
Lineage: Eukaryota; Fungi; Ascomycota; Sordariomycetes; Diaporthales; Diaporthaceae
Exons: 2
Coding region: 1-2094 (697 amino acids)
Biological process (GO): fatty acid beta-oxidation using acyl-CoA oxidase; lipid homeostasis
Cellular component (GO): peroxisome
Molecular function (GO): acyl-CoA oxidase activity; FAD binding; fatty acid binding
Source: RefSeq, a predicted model, not a curated record
AUGCCUCCGAAUCCAGAUUGGGUCAAGCAGCUGAAGCCAGCGUCGCCCCAGGGGGCUGACAUCCUGGUCGAGGAGCGGGCGAAGAGCAACAUCGACGUUGACCAACUCGCCGAGUUCCUCUUCACCAAGAAGACCCUCGACCAGAAGGCGGCGAUCGUGAAGGCACUCUCGUCAGAGCCCGUCUUUGACAAGUCAAAGAACUACUUCCAGAGCCGCGAGGACCGCUUCGUGGCAGCCCUGGCCCGCGGCAAGCGCAUCGAGCAGCUCUCCCGGAAGAACAAGUGGUCCCAGGAUGAGUUCGACUACGCCUACCAGCUCACCGGCGAGGCCACGCCGUUGGCCAUGCACUACAAGAUGUUCAUCCCCACGAUCCGCGAGCAGGGCACGCCGGAGCAGCACAAGCUUUUCCUCGAGAGGGCGAAGAAGUUUGAGAUCAUUGGGUGCUAUGCACAGACGGAACUGGGCCACGGCUCCAACGUCAGGGGGCUCGAGACCACGGCGACAUGGAACCCAGAGGACAAGACCUUCACGAUGCACAGCCCUCACCUGACGGCCUCGAAGUGGUGGAUCGGGUCGCUCGGCAAGGUCGCCAACCACGCCGUCGUGAUGGCGCAGCUGGUGAUAAAGGGCAAGAGCUACGGGCCCCACCCCUUCAUCGUGCCCAUCAGGGACCUGAACACCCACGAGCCGCUCGAGAAUGUCCACAUUGGAGACAUCGGGCCCAAGUUCGGCUUCAACACGAUGGACAAUGGCUUCUUGCUGCUCAACAACGUCAAGAUCCCGCAUGUCAACAUGCUCUCCCGCUUCUCCAAGGUUGACCCCGAGACCAGCAAAUACAUCCGCCCGCCAACCCCGGCUCUCGUCUACGGCACUCUCACCUACGUACGAAGCACCAUCGUGCUCGAGUCCGGCACUGUCCUGGCUCGCGGCGUGACCAUCGCCACCAGGUAUUGUGCGGUGCGCCGCCAGUUCCAGGAUCUUGACGCCAAGGGCAGCGACGUGAGCGAGAACCAGGUGCUCAACUACAGCAUGGUGCAGUUCCGCCUGCUGCCCCUGCUUGCCGCCACAUUCGCCCUGCACUUCACCGGCCGCAACAUGAUCAGCCUGUACGAGGAGAACCAGAAGCGCCUGGCUGCCGGCAACCCGCCACCCAGCAAUGACUCCAAGCGCCGACCUGGUCCUGAGGAGUUGACUCCGGGUGCAGACCUCCUGGCCGAUCUGCACAGUACUUCAUGUGCACUCAAGGCAUUCUCGUCUACGGUGGCGGCCGAGGGUCUGGAAGUCUGCCGACGCGCAUGUGGUGGGCACGGAUACAGCUCGUUCAGCGGAAUCGGCUCAUACUACGCCGACUACCUGCCAACAGUCACCUGGGAGGGAGACAACUACAUGCUCACGCAGCAGGUGGCGCGGUACCUGCUCAAGUCCGCACGCGCAGUCCUCAGCGGCAAGGCAGCGGACAACGACACCACCCGGUUCCUGAAAGUUUUCCUCAAGAGACAGGACAUCGGCGCCGCCUUCGACGUGCUGGGCUCGGACCAGGAGCUGGUGGACGCCUUCGCGUGGCGGGUGGCGUACCUGACCUUUGACGCGCUGAAGAAGCGCGACGAGGAGAAGCAGCCGUGGAACUCGCUGCUGGUGGACUUCUACCGGCUCAGCACGGCGCACGCGCAGUACAUGGUGGUCAAGAGCUUCAAGGACGCGCUGCACGGCAGCAACAUGGGCGGCGCGGUGGGCGAGCAGACGCGCGGGGUGCUGCACACGCUCUUCAAGCUGUUCGCGCUGCACACGCUCGAGAAGGAGAGCAGCGAGUUCUUCAGCAGCGCCGCCACCACCAUCAAGCAGAUCUCGCUCGCGCGCAAGCAGGUCAUGAAGCUGCUCGAGGAGGUCCGCCCGCACGCCGUCCGCCUCGUCGACUCGUGGAAGUUCCCCGACUGGCAGCUCGACUCGAGCCUGGGCCGGUUCGACGGCCGCGUCUACGAGGACAUGUACCACAGGGCGAGCACGCUGAACCCCCUGAACGACGUCGUCUACGACUCGAACCCGGACAGCCCCAACCUGAUCAGGCAGGACAACCGGGCCAAGAGCAAGUUGUAA